AUGAACGACAUCCAGCCUGAUGAAUGGAAACUCGAACAAGGGCUAGCGGCUGCUGAGCUGCCCAUUGACGACCAGACUCGCACUGAAGGAGACGAAGUUUCUUCUUUCCAGGAGGCUGGCAAGUCAGGGCCCGACGACGAUGCCAAAUCAGAGGACCUCGCGCCAGAAGACGACCCUGAUGUUGUGUUUGCCGAGGAGCGAGAAGGCUGGCGCGGGUACGUUGAAUGGGAGGACUACCCCGAAAAGAAGGCCAAGGCACACAAGAUCUUGAUCAGCAAUAAAUUUCCACCACCACCAGAGUUCCAGUUGGGCCCGAUCCCGGAUACCAACCCUGUGCUCGAAGGCGUCCGCUGGAAACAAUGGCACAAAGCCAUCGGCGGGCCGCUGACUUCGGUGCCCGAGGAAUCAUGGCUCCGCGUCAUCCAGGAGAAGCAUCCGGACAUGCUGCAUCUGCUAGAAUUCCCUUACAACGGCGAACCCCCCAAACGACUGGUGACGGCCAAACCUGUGACGCCCAACUCAUUGCAUUUCAUCCGAAACCACGGCGGGAUUCCGGACAUCGACGCCGACAAGUGGGAACUGAAACUCGACGGCUUGGUCAAACACCCUCGCACAUUCACACUGGCAGACCUCCAGAAUGAGGAAUUGUUCCCACGCAUGGAGAAGCUCGUGACCAUCCAGUGCAGUGGUACCCGGCGAGUCGAGCAGAUCCAGUUGUAUGCAGGCGAGGGCGACGAGAUGAUCAACGCCCCGUGGGCCGAAGGGGCCAUCGGCACGGCGCGGUACGUAGGGGUAUCACUGAAAAAGGUGAUCAAGCAGUGCGGCGGCAUGGCGGAGGGCGGCAAGCACCUCGAAUUCCACGGAGCAGACACCUAUUUCAAGCAGAACGAGGUGCAGAACUAUCUGGUCAGCGUGCCGUGGUCGAAAGUCAAGGCCAACGAGGUGAUGCUGGCGUGGGAGAUGAACGGCGAGCCACUGCCCAAGAUCCACGGCUACCCCGUGCGGCUGGUGGUGAUGGGAUACAUUGGCGCGCGAUCGGUCAAGUGGGUGUACCGGAUCCGCGGGCUGGCGCACCCGACGCGCGCGCCCGUGCAGAGCAAGGAAUAUCUGUACUUCAACCAGCAGGUGGGCAAGCACAACCAGCUGCCGACGAUGGGGAUCCAGAUCCAGGAGAUGCCCGUGUCCAGCGCCAUCAUGUCGCCGUGGAACAAGCAGGUCGUGGUGCACAACGGCGCCAUCCACGUCAAGGGCUGGGCCUACAGCGGCGGCGGGCGCUGGCCGGAGCGCGUCGAGGUCUCGGCCGACGGCGGCUUCAGCUGGUACGCCGUGCCGCCACACAACAUGUCGCCCAAGCACAAGUUCGCCUGGCGCACCUGGGAGAUGGACGUGCCGUGCGACGUCGAGGGCUGGAUCGAGAUCGUUGCCCGCUGCUGGGAUAAUAGUCUCAACACCCAGCCGCUCGAGGUUCGGUCCGCUUGGAACUGGAGUCUCCAUGUCACUUCCUCCUGCCACCACGUCAAGGUCUACAGCGUCAACAAGGCCCAUGAAUUGACCCGCAAGCGCCUCGCCCUGUUCGCCGAGCGUGGCGAGUCUUUCAUCCCCAUCACCCGCCCAACCGACUUUCCCAUCAUGUCGAUGGACGAGUAUGACGAGUUCUGGGAGAAGAACGAGCCUAGAGAUGUGGACGAAUAG
This is a messenger RNA of Capronia coronata CBS 617.96, 1692 nucleotides long. RefSeq names its product sulfite oxidase. Gene Ontology annotation, cellular component: mitochondrion. Lineage: Eukaryota; Fungi; Ascomycota; Eurotiomycetes; Chaetothyriales; Herpotrichiellaceae. The transcript is spliced from 2 exons. Gene Ontology annotation, molecular function: oxidoreductase activity; molybdenum ion binding. The record is from RefSeq and is a predicted model, not a curated record. Bases 1 to 1692 code for a protein of 563 amino acids.